GUCGGGCACGGCCGACUGGCCGAGAGGCGAGAGGGCUCUCUCAUCGCCUCUGUGAGAGCAAGUUUUAAAGAAAUGAUUGAUGAAGGACUAGAUGCUUAUCUUUGUCAUGCAUAUCGAUUAACAAACUAAUGCUCACAUGUUUCAAACUCUUUCCUCGAAGGUCAGUGUUCAUCACAUGCAUCGUGGUAUCAGGAGGAGGAAUAUAGACACGGAUCACAUCAGCAGAGCAGCUAGCCGGUGUAUAAAUAGGGCAGCAGUUGAGAUGAGAACAGAAGAGUCCCUUAGCAACACACACACACAAGAGAAAAGAGAGGCCGAGCAAGCAAGGCCCAAGCCUACGAUGGGCGCGCUCAUGCUUCUUCAUGUCCUCCUCGUUGCGGUGGCGGCGAGGGCUCCUGCCGCUCAGGCAUGGGGCAAGGAGGGGCACUACAUGGUGUGCAAGAUCGCCGAGAGCUUUCUGACGGAACAGGCCUCGACGGCGGUGAAGGGCCUGCUGCCGGGGUGGGCCGGCGGCGACCUCGCGGAGACGUGCUCGUGGGCGGACCAGCAGCGGUUCCGGUACCGGUGGUCCAGCCCCCUGCACUUCGCCGACACGCCGGGGGACUGCAAGUUCGACUAUGCCAGGGACUGCCACAACACGGAAGGAGAGAAGGACAUGUGCGUGGUUGGAGCAAUCAACAACUACACCGCGGCUCUGAAGGACUCAUCAAGUCCAUAUGAUCCGACCGAGAGCUUGAUGUUCCUUGCACACUUCGUCGGCGAUGUCCACCAGCCGCUCCACUGCGGCAACGCCGACGAUCUCGGCGGCAACACCAUCAUCGUCCACUGGUACAGAAGGAAGAGCAACCUGCACCAUGUGUGGGAUGUGAACGUGAUUGAGACAGCCAUGAAGGAUUUCUACGACAACGAUCUAAGCACCAUGAUACAGGCCAUACAGCAGAACAUCACUGAGGAGUGGGCUAAUGAAGAGAAACAGUGGGAGACGUGCCGUAGCCGGAUAAAGACUUGUGCUGACAAGUACGCUGAAGAGAGCGCAAAGCUGGCCUGCAAGGCUUACGAGGGUGUUGAACAGGACUCCACCUUAGAAGAUGACUACUUCUUCGCUGCGCUGCCUGUGGUUCAGAAGAGGAUUGCCCAAGGAGGUGUGAGGCUUGCUGCAAUACUCAACAAGAUAUUCGGUGGGAACAGCAAGCUACAGAGCAGCUGAUCAAGUAAAAAUUAAAUAAUAGAAAGUUGGGAGGAAUUGAUCUGCAUUCUGAAUUAGAAUAAGAAUAGAAGUUGGGAGGAAUUGAUCUGCAUUCUGAAUUAUAAUAAGAUUAUCUUGUCUGACAAUGUAACUUUAGUGAUCAGAUCACGAUCGUGAUCAGAUGUAUUUUCUAUUCGUCAGAGUAGCUCAUGAUUUUCUAGAGAGUUGAUGAAGCACUUGUACGUAAUUGGCAAGUGUGCAGUAGAUGUGUAUUGUUUUUUUUUGAGCAAUUAGUGGCAGGUGAUCUGCCGUUUCAUUUA
Molecule: messenger RNA, 1506 nt
Organism: Panicum virgatum (switchgrass)
Lineage: Eukaryota; Viridiplantae; Streptophyta; Magnoliopsida; Poales; Poaceae
Product: endonuclease 2-like
Exons: 8
Coding region: 137-1207 (356 amino acids)
Biological process (GO): DNA catabolic process
Molecular function (GO): endonuclease activity; nucleic acid binding
Source: RefSeq, a predicted model, not a curated record